UCUUCGAGGGCUCUGACGUAUGGUGAACUGCGCAUGCGCUCUGACAGAACCUGUCGCUCUAUAAUCUCACAGCAGAAUGGAUCCUCCGGUCGUGGUUCUACGCUUGCAGACCUGACGGAAGCCUCGUAUCUUCCUCACUAAAACUCGACAUGGGAAAAGGCUGUAAAGUUGUGGUGUGCGGCCAGGCGGCUGUGGGAAAAACUGCUAUUCUGGAACAGCUGCUGUACGGAAACCACAGUGUAGGGUCAGAGUCUAACGAGACACAGGAGGACGUGUAUGUGGCCUCUGUGGAAACCGACCGAGGUGUCAAGGAACAGCUCAGGCUCUAUGACACCAAGGGACUGAAUGAUGGACAAGACCUCCCUAAGCACUACUACUCAGUGGCAGAUGGCUUUGUGCUUGUUUACAGUGUUGACAGCUUGGAGUCUUUCAAGAGGGUGGACGUUCUGAAGAAAGAAAUAGAUAAGUCCAGAGAUAAAAAAGAGGUGAUGGUCAUAGUGCUGGGGAACAAAACAGACCUGCGGGAGCGUCGUCAGGUAGAGCACGAAGCAGCACAGCAGUGGGCACGAGGCGAGAAGGUGAAGCUGUGGGAGGUGAGCGUCACUGAACGCACCUCGCUCAUCGAACCGUUCACCCAGCUCACCAGCCGCCUCACGCAGCCUCAGAGCAAGUCGGCCUUCCCUCUGCCUGGACGUAAGAGCAAGGGGUCCCCAUCCAAUGACAUCUGACACACUCCUUCCUGCGUUCACUCCCAGCAGCACGCUGUGGACGGGAUUUCGGUUUAACCGUUUGGGAUUUUUGCUUGAUGACAUAAUUGAUGGCCUGCUUCGAGUACAGCCCUGGAGGAAGGAUGUGGUCACACAGGCACUCCUCUGAUACAGGAAUGUAGUUUUUCUUUUUUAACUUUUUAAGGGUAACGGCACGCUGGAAAUAUUCAGUAGGUUAUACAUCCUUCCAGCGCUGCUGCGGUCACUCAUCUCUGUACAAACUCAGAAGAAUUUUAUGUAUUUUUAUUUAAAUAGUCGUUUCUUCUGACUGCAGUUUGUCGUGCUUAUCAUGACCAUACGUCUGCCAAGUUUUGGAUUGUGCCUGCUGUUGAUGAAACUACAGAUGGAUGCCGCCUCUGUGACAUCACCACUUCAUCAAGUCUCAUGAUGAAGCCGUAGAUGUGUCUUUGCUGUCAGGAUUUUGAAACUAAGGUGGUGACAGCGAGAAGUGGAGCUCACUGUAACACCACACCUCAUUGGCUAACAUGAUUGGCAAGUAGUUAGCUAAUGAGCUAGAAUAAUCAGAUUUUUAAACAGGUUAUGUGUCCACUAUGAAGUGAAACUAAGUAAUCCAGGUGUUUAUGGUCACAGACGGCUCUUUUCCAGGAAUGAGUGUCACACUUGUUCAUCCUUUGAGUUAGGCACCUUUGUAUGCUUGAAUGAUUCACAGAUCAGUGUUAAACAGCAGAUCUGAAGAAAACUUUGAAAGAACUUCAGGAAAUGAAAUGUUCUGUUGGAUGGAUCGAUCCUUUAUCGUCUGUACCUGUUGACGUGGACAGUGACUUUAACUGAACCAAAUAUUAGAGAGGUGUCAGGGCCCAAACCUGGUAGAGAAGCAGGCGUUGAAAAGCUGCGUGCGCACAGGUGAUCACACGGGGAGGUUCAAACCAUCUUAACAAUGGAGAACCAAAGAUUUGGGAGGGUUUGACCCCCAGCGUUACACAUUAAGCAGACGUGUUGUUAUUAGAUUACUAAUAUGAGUUCUCCCUUCAAAAACAGGAGGCCAGUACAAACCUGUCGUUUCCCAUUCAGUGUGAACGCCGCAUCCUUCCUGUCCUCUGAUACGACUGCGGCGGUCAAGUAUGGCCUGGUAGCAAUAAUAGUCAUGGUACUGCCUUUACUCGUGAUGUUUCAUGUUUCCUGUACACGCAGGAGUGCAGUCGGUUUAAUCCGACAGGGAUGUGUUUGCCUUUCUAACUGUAGACGUUGUUGAGAGGAAAUAUUUUUAACUAAUUUAUUUUUGUCACUUUAUUGAGCCUCAUUCCUUUACUUGUGAAAAUGGUGAUGAAUGAUGAUCUGACGUGUCCUGAAAGUGUUUUAACAGUAAUAACAUUUAAUGUGCUGCUAGUAGAACAGAGGUGAAAUAUCUUGGCUAAUGUACUCUGCUCUGUAACAGUCUGAGGAUGCACUGAAUAAAAUGUAGCCCCUUCAUGUUA
This is a messenger RNA of Maylandia zebra (zebra mbuna), 2203 nucleotides long. RefSeq names its product NFKB inhibitor interacting Ras-like 1 (gene nkiras1). Lineage: Eukaryota; Metazoa; Chordata; Actinopteri; Cichliformes; Cichlidae. Gene Ontology annotation, biological process: negative regulation of canonical NF-kappaB signal transduction; Ral protein signal transduction. The record is from RefSeq and is a predicted model, not a curated record. Gene Ontology annotation, molecular function: GTPase activity; GTP binding; GTPase activating protein binding.